GCGUUCAUCCUUGUGCUUGAGACUGAGAAGACAAACGGGGGGAAUCAUGGAAAACGUGAAACAGUUUCUUCAGGGAGUGGAGCUCAACAACCGGGCCGCGGCUCUACUGACGGCUGCUGCCUGCGUUGUGGGAGCUCUGGUGGUUCUGGUUCAGAAGGUCUACAGCCACCAAGAGGCGCAGGACAAGAUGCAGAGAGCCAGGAACCGGAGAGCAGACAGCCUGCAGCGGGCUGAACAGGCUGUUCUCCAGUACAAGAAGUCGCAUCCAGUGACCGACUCUGCUUUCAUCUUGUCGCUGUCUCUGUCUGAGCUGACGAAGAACCUGCAGGACGGCUCGCUGAGCCCCGAGGACGUGUUUUACUCUUACAUGGAAAAGACUCUGGAUGUAAACAAAGAUCUCAACUGCUGCACCGGGAUCUUGUUGGAGAGUUUUGACCAGCUGAAAACGGUUGCCUCCUCCAACAAGCGAGGUCUCUUGUAUGGAGUUCCAGUUAGCAUCAAAGAAAACUAUGCGUACAAGAAUUAUGACUCGUCUUGCGGUGUGAUCAUUAAUCUGGACCAGCCUGCCCAGGAGGACAGCGUGCUUGUUAAAGUUCUCAAGCGACAAGGAGCUAUUCCCUUUGUGAAAACCAACUUGCCCCAAGCAUUGUUAAAUUAUGACUGUGGGAACCCCAUCUAUGGGCAGACGGUGAACCCCCACAACCUCCAGAAGACCAGCGGAGGUUCGUCCGGUGGAGAGGGGGCUCUCAUCGGGGGAGGGGGCUCCGUGCUUGGUUUAGGCAGCGAUGUAGGGGGUAGCAUCCGUAUUCCUGCCUCAUUCUGUGGAAUCUGUGGCCUCAAGCCAACAGCAUGUCGGCUUAGUUCACGGGGCUUGAGCCCCAUUUAUCGAGGGCAAAAAUCAGUGCUGUCAAGUCCUGGACCCAUGGCGAGGGAUGUGGACAGUCUGGCUCUGUGUAUGCAGGCUCUGCUCUGUGACGACAUGUUUUCUUUAGACCCCACCGUUCCACCCAUACCUUUCAAUAUGCAGAUAUACCAGAGCUCCAAACCUCUCAGGAUCGGUUACCUAGAAAACGACGGCUACACACAACCGUCUCCAAGCAUGGCCCGAGGCGUCAGAGAGGUCAAAGCUCUGUUAGAGCAAGCAGGGCACACUUUGGUGCCCUACACUCCUCUGAAGAUCAGUGAGGUUAUGAUGGAUCUUAUUGCAAGGGGUACCUUCGCAGACGGAACUACCUCCCUGCGUCAAAAACUGAAGGGGAGCCCUCUGGACCCCUGUCUCAAAACACAGAUUCUCCCUUACUACCUUCCUACAUGGUUGAAGAAAACCAUCUCAUUCCUCCUCAAGCCCCUGUCUCCUCGUGGUUCUGCCAUGCUCAGUGCUCUCUCUGGAAUUGGAUCUGUUGCAGAUCUGUGGAAGCAGCAUGCUGCUGUUGAGGACUACAUUCAGGAAACAAUAGCAGAUUGGAGAAGAUGCAACAUUGACGUGCUGCUGUGCCCUGUGAUCGGACCAGCCUAUAACUUCCUCUACUGCAGCAAGCUUACCAUUGUUCUCUCUUACACAAUGCUUUACAAUCUACUCACCUUUCCUGCUGGCGUUGUUACUGUUUCCACGGUGACGGCAGAGGAUGAGGAGGAACUCAAGCACUUUAAGGGCAUUCAUCAGGACUACUGGGAAAAGCUCUUCAAACAGGCUGUGUCUGGAGGUGAGGGUCUGCCCGUGGCGGUGCAGUGUGUCGCCCUGCCGUGGCAGGAUGAGCUCUGCCUGCGCUUAAUGAAGGAGGUGGAACAGCUGGUUAAACAGAGCAGAAAGUAAAGUCUGGAGGCCACAUGUUGGGCUGCUAACUUCAGGGUCUUCAGAUCAAAUUUGUUUUGAAUACACCCAGUGAAUGUGAAAAACACAAACAACUACACCUGUUAAUCACAAUAAAUCAAAAGUAAAUAUGAGUAGGAGUUAACACAAUUAAUAUUGCUUUAGCAAAGGUAUUUGAGUACUUGAAAAUCUUUAAUAUUUUGAGUUUCACUCUUCUGCUCUACAAGGAUAAACUUAGGCAUUUUCUGCUCUUUGGCUUUUUAGAGUCUUAAUAAAGAUUUAAUAAAUGCUAAUAGUGAAACUGUUAAAGGGGACAUAUCAGGUUCAUACUUGUAUUUUGGAUUUCUACUAGAACAUGUUCACAUGCUUUAAUGUUAAAAAAAUACACUUUAUUUUUUUAUUCAUACUGUCUGUCUGAUUAAACCUCU
Sebastes umbrosus (honeycomb rockfish) is the source of this 2238-nucleotide messenger RNA. Its product is annotated as vitamin D3 hydroxylase-associated protein-like. Bases 47 to 1813 code for a protein of 588 amino acids. Lineage: Eukaryota; Metazoa; Chordata; Actinopteri; Perciformes; Sebastidae. The transcript is spliced from 15 exons. Gene Ontology annotation, molecular function: amidase activity; fatty acid amide hydrolase activity. The record is from RefSeq and is a predicted model, not a curated record. Gene Ontology annotation, biological process: fatty acid catabolic process.